AAGGAAGGAAGGAAGGAAGGAAGGAAAGGCAGCCGAGAGAGCGCAGCCCCACCUGAGACCCCUUUCUCCCUCCAGAUUUACCCGGAUCCCGACCUGGAGGCCCAGGUGCUGAGCCUGAGCAUCAGGUGUAUCCACAGUGAGGAGGGCUGUCGCUGGACUGGCACCGUCCGCCAUUUGCAGGCCCACCUGGGGACCUGCAGCUUCAACGUGGUGCCCUGCCCCAACCGCUGUGGGGCCAAGCUGAGCCGCCGGGACCUGCCCCCCCACCUGCAGCACGACUGUCCCCAGAGGCACCUCCAGUGCGAAUUCUGCCGGGCUGACUUCACGGGGGAAGCCUUCGAGAACCACCAGGGGGUCUGCCCCCAGGAGAGCGUCUACUGCGAAAACAAGUGUGGGGCGCGCAUGAUGCGCCGGCUGCUGUCCCA
Molecule: messenger RNA, 425 nt
Organism: Pseudonaja textilis
Lineage: Eukaryota; Metazoa; Chordata; Lepidosauria; Squamata; Elapidae
Source: RefSeq, a predicted model, not a curated record